UACUUAAAAAUUGUUUGUUAUCAUUAAUUGUAAUUUAUUUUUAAAGAUUAUAAAGUUAUGACUUUUGUUUCAUAAAUCAGCAGUUGUUACUAGUUAAUAAAUAUGGCAGUCGAAAAAAUUAAAAUGAAUAGUCCACCCAUUCCUAAGAAAUCACGAUUAGAAAUGAAUGUGAGACAGCUGCUAAAUAAAUGUGAACUUAUUGCAAAAGAGGAAGCUGUUGAUACCAAUUUGAGAUUAAUAAAAUAUGUAGAAUCAUUAAGUGAAAUGUUGGCUGAAUUAAAAACAAGUCCGGAUAAACCACCAACCAAGGAGGUCUUAGCUGGGUAUACAAAACGGAUAGGUUUUUUAAAGGGGCUAAUACAGACUGCUACAUUACACAGUCCAACAGAAAAGGUAAAAUAUUUAGAUACUAAUGCAAUGUGAAUAAUUUUAAACUGUUCAUUAUCAUAUUUGUAAUUGAGUAGC
Achroia grisella is the source of this 465-nucleotide messenger RNA. RefSeq names its product vesicle transport protein USE1-like. Lineage: Eukaryota; Metazoa; Arthropoda; Insecta; Lepidoptera; Pyralidae. The transcript has 2 exons. The record is from RefSeq and is a predicted model, not a curated record. The coding region runs from base 103 to 423 and encodes 106 amino acids.